GAUCUUGCAAUUAAAUAGCACCAAAGAAGCACACUUUCUCCAGAAAGAAACUUAAAAGGAUUCUUUCAAAUCUCUCAAUUUCCAACAGACAUGGCCAUGAAAGUUGAGGUUGUCUCCACAGAGACCAUCAAGCCUUCCUCUCCAACUCCAUCUCACCUCAGAAACUUCAAGCUCUGUCUCCUUGACCAACUGGCUCCCCCGCUUUGUGUUCCAAUCAUCCUGUUCUACUCGGCUCCCGACAACAAGGCGGUGCCGAACUCUGCCUCGGUCACAGGAAACUUGAAAACUUCGCUCUCGCAGGCGCUUUCCCUCUUCUACCCUCUAGGGGGAAGGGUGAAAGGCAACGCCGCCAUCGAUUGCAACGAUGAGGGGGCGCUCUAUUUGGAGGCGAAAGCUCACUUCGAGUUGUCCAAAGUCCUGUCAAACCCGGACAUCAAUCAGCUGCUGCAAUUCCUCCCGUUCUCUCCGCACAGAGUCGCUCCCAACAUUGAGGAACAAGUCAUUGUAGGGGUCCAAGUCAACUUCUUUGACUGUGGCGGCAUCGGGAUCGGCAUCUGCAUCUCUCACAAGAUCGCUGACGGCGCGUCAGUCUCUGCUUUCCUCACCACAUGGUCGGAAAUUGCCCUCAAUGGCACUGACCGCGAAGCCAUCCUCAUCACUCCCUUCUUGAAAGCAUCUGAGCUCUUCCAACCAAAGGACGUAAACUUCCAAAUGCCACGCGAGUUCAACAGCAGAGAGAAGCUUUCCACCAAGAUGUUUCGUUUCGACAGUGAGAGCUUGGCACGCCUCAGGGCCAGGUUUGGCAGUGCCACUCCUACUCGCGUCGAGGCAGUGACCGCCCUCAUUUGGAAAUCCGCCUUGGAGGUGGAGAGGAAGAGGCCAGAGUGGAACGAGAAGUACCCCCCAUCAUCAGCUGCGACACAUGUGGUGAACAUCAGAAGCAGGAUGAGGCCACAGCCACUGCCUGAAAAUGCCUUGGGCAAUCUGUGGCAGACCACUGUUGCACCACUGAUGGACGCAAACAAGGCAGUUGAAUUGCAGGACUUUGCAGGCAUUCUCAGGAAAUCAAUAAGGGCAAUUGAUGGCGAAUAUUUGAGCGUGCUUCAAGGCGAGAGGGGAUUGGCCAAGGCUUACGAGAGCCUCACGGCGGCACGGAAGUUGGCAGAGUCGUCUGCGGGAAAGAUCAAGCUCUACGGCUUCAGCAGCUGGGCAGGGUUUCCUUACUACGAGGUGGAUUUCGGCUUGGGAAAGCCCGCUUGGGUGUGCACCACCGGUUUUCCGAUUGGAAAUAUGGUGUUUUUUAUGGGAACGAGGUGCGGGCAUGGGAUCGAAGCUUGGAUCACAUUGCCCGAGCACGACAUGAUCGAGUUCGAGCGCAACGAUGAGUUGCUACAGUUCGUUUCGCCGAGCCCUUGAUCAUGAGAAGGGCGACUGAUGAAGAUAGUAAUCCCUUAUGGUUUGCUUGAUUCAAGGUUUCAUAUAUGUUCGUUUGCUUUGUUAGAUGUCAUAAACUGGUUAAAUGGUUUGUGUAUUAUUACUAAUGUGUGAUUCAAACUUCAAAUAAAAGUAUGUUCGAAGUUCCAUA
Messenger RNA from Syzygium oleosum, 1585 nucleotides. Its product is annotated as stemmadenine O-acetyltransferase-like. The record is from RefSeq and is a predicted model, not a curated record. The transcript has a single exon. NCBI's taxonomy places the organism in Eukaryota, Viridiplantae, Streptophyta, Magnoliopsida, Myrtales, Myrtaceae. The coding region runs from base 91 to 1416 and encodes 441 amino acids.